This is a messenger RNA of Triplophysa dalaica, 1295 nucleotides long. RefSeq names its product ret finger protein-like 4A. The coding region runs from base 285 to 1295 and encodes 336 amino acids. The record is from RefSeq and is a predicted model, not a curated record. NCBI's taxonomy places the organism in Eukaryota, Metazoa, Chordata, Actinopteri, Cypriniformes, Nemacheilidae. The transcript has 5 exons.
GGCUGUUGUUACCAUAGCAACCACAAGCAUUGGAGUUGCUACUGAAGAACGCGUCUCAUUCUCUCUGUCUGUCUCGUAUGUUUCUGUGUUCUUGUGCUCUACAGUCUUUUAUUUAAUGAGCGCCAGCAGAAGGACCUCAGGAAAGGAGGUCCGUGUCGUCUCUGUUUAUCCAGCGAGGGGAUUGUGGGAUCUCAGAGUGCGCUGCAGCAGGAUCUAAUGGCCACCGGUGUCGUCGGAUAGAUGUUUUAAAGAAGCUUUAUGGAUGUGGAGGUGUACAGUGAACUAUGACACACGGCCGUCAUGUGUCCAGUCUCCCUGAGGCUAAAAACACAGAAGAUGAGACGUGCUCCUCGUCCUCCAUCUGUCCGCUGUGUCGUCAUGGUUUCGAUGUUCCUCUGAUGCUGCCAUGUUCUCACACGCUGUGUGGCCGCUGUCUGACCGGAGGUGCGCGGCUGGACCGAUUCAAGGGUGGAGUUAAGGGCGUGUCCUCCGCCUCUCGUUCAAUCUGUGCCGUUCUCUGUCCAAACUGUCGUCACGGCGUCGAGCUACCCUGCUUUGAAUGGUCGUCUGCUGUGACCUGUCUGCCCUUUGACCCCACGGUGACCUGUGACCCUGAAGUGAAGGUGGAGACAUUCAUCGAUGGCAGUGUCGAUCUUUCUGAGGAGGAAAUGGAGCAAUCUGUUUCAGGUCUAGUGUUCACUCUCGAUGGCUCUGACCCGACCCUUGACCUCUCAAACUCCUCUCUCACUUUGACCUUUACGGGUGGCACACUUUCAGCCGGUGACCGCAGCGCUCGUGAGUCGUGUCCGCUCCCUCAGGUGUGUGGAGGGGUGUCUAUCUCCAGAGGACAGUACUACUGGGAGGUGGACGUCUGCAACAGCACCCUCUACAGGAUAGGUGUGAUCUCAUCAUCUGAUGGUCGUGGCUGGUGGCUGGAGAGGCGUGGCUCCUCGUGUCAUGCUGUGUUUGAUGGACGCCGUGAGCUCCUCCCCUCUGUGCCUCCUCAGCUGAAGACAGUUGGCGUGUUUCUGAAUGUAGGCGGGGCUUCUUUAACUUUCCACAAUUCUGUCACUCAAGAGUUUCUGGCUGCCAUCCCCUCCCACUUCACCGUUCCCCUCCGUCCUGCUCUUCAGCUGGGUCAGGGAAAGCUGAAGCUCCGCCCCGGCCUGCCUCCACCCAAUCACGUCUUUCUCGGUCAUAACUCUGCCUAUCGGGGUCCAGGAGGGGCGGGGAACGGGGCGCUGGAGGAGGGACGUGGCGUUUGGGUCGGUGAAGGCGGUGAUAGAGAAGUUUGA